AUUUUUUGUUUGUUUGCCAUUGCAACAUAUCUUGUUGUUAUUGUUAACAAAAGCAAGAAGAAGAGAAAUACCUGAAAAAUACUAGAAUUAUAAACAUUUUAAUAAAUUGCAUUUUAUUUUAUGAUGGAGGAUAGUUGGAUUUACAUAAAAAAUGUUUUAUUAAACGGGAACGCUGGUGAAAUCCACGAAGCACUUGUAGCCAUAAAAGAUUCUGUAAUAGGAAGCAACAAGCAAAAGAGUCUUCUAAUAUCGCAUGAAAUAUUACCUAUUUUAAUAAGAAUUUGUUCAAAUAACGAUGACAUAACAAAUAAAAUAGAGGCGCUUAUAAUUAUUGGUUCUGUUGCUAAAGGAACGGCGAAAAAUGUGCAACUUCUAAUUCAGGAAUACCAGAUAUUACCACUACUAAAAAGAGAACUUACACAAAUAACAAAAAACAAAUACAGUCUGGAAAUAUGUUUAAGUGCAUUAUGUUCGAUAUUUCGGCAUUUUCCAUCAACGAUUUCAUAUUUUUUUGAUGAUACCUGCACCUUACCUCACUUUUUAAGUCUGACAUAUUCUGGAAGCUCAUUAAAUAUACAGAUAUAUGUAGCAACAUUACUAUCAUUAUUAUGUCAAACCAGAAGAGAUCAGACAGAUCUGUUAAAUGCGUGUGCUAUACCAAAUUUAGUACGUCUAAUUAAUAAUGAAAACGUACAUUUGCAUGUUCCUGUACUUCGAUGUCUUUGUCGCAUGGCUUUUGAAAAUAGAUCUGUUUCAGAUAUUAUUUGUGUUACAAGCUUUCAGGGGCGAUCAUUGUUGGAUACACUUAAUUAUUUUAUUUCACGAUCAUUUUCUGCUGAAACACAGUUGUGUGCUGCAAAAUGUAUUACAUAUAUAUACAGAUCCGGAACGCUGCUUUCGUCUGAUUUUAGGAUAUUACAUAGAACUCUUCCAUGUUUAGUUCGCUUGUGUUCAGAUACUUUUAACUGCUCUAUAAGGGCCUCCGCUGCUGAAACUUUGUCAUAUUUAAUUGAGAUCGAUGCGGAACUGCAGAGGACGGCCGCAAUUUGCAAUCACCUACUAUCGUCUUUAUUUCAACUUAUUAAAAUAAAUAACGCUGAAAUGAAGCAAGCAGCCUUAAAAUGCUUAGCUGCCUUAGGAGCAAACGAUGAAAUCAUCCGAAAGCAAAUUGUCGAUACAAAUAAUUUAAUAAAUGAUAUAUUGGAAAAUUUAAAUAGUUGGGAAUUACAGGUGAGGAUAGCUUCCGUUCGAUGUCUUCACUCAUUAUCAAGGUCUGUUCAACAACUUAGAACAACAUUUCAGGACCACGCCAUUUGGGAACCAUUGCUUGAUAUUAUAAAUAACGAUCCGUCUAUAGAGUUUCUUAUCAUUGUGACUGCUACUCUUUGCAAUCUUCUACUUGAAUUUUCUCCGGCAAAAAUACCACUUCUCAAUUCAGGAAUUAUUGAAAAACUAUCGAACUUAUCUGACCAUGAUGAAUCUUCAUUAAAGUUAAAUUGUAUAUGGGCUUUAAUGAACUUAUCGUAUCAAUCCGAAGAAAAUACAAAAACCAAUAUUAUUAAUACAUUCGGUGUAAGAAGAAUCUUGAGAAUUCUUAACGAAUCGAAUCCGUUAGUUCUCUUAAAAACAUUAGGUUUGCUGAGAAAUCUUCUUUGUCACACUUAUCAUAUUGAACUAAUAAUGUCGUCACACUCGAAAGAUAUUCUAGAUGGCUUCUGCAUAGUUUUGGAAAAUAAUAAUUCACCCGAGAUAAAAGAACAAGUGCUGUGUAUUCUAGCAAACAUUGCCUCAAUGAAUCAAAAAGACUACAUAACAUCAAAUAGUAAUAUUAUGGACAUAGUUUGUGAGUUAUUGUUCAACUCCGACAAUAAACUUCAAAAUGCUGCUUUAUAUGUUGUUAAUAAUAUAAUACAAUAUAGCGACGGUUGGUUUAAAAAUAUAUAUGUGGAUAAUUGUUACAAAAUAAAUAUUUUUAAACGUUUAGAUGAGCUGUAUAAAUCAUUCUCUAGUAAACAACCGCAGAGUGAUUACGUUUGUAGAAUUUUAAAAGAGAUUGUUAUUAAAUGUAAUAAAAUGUACCCUGAAAUUUUUAACUAGUUUUAAUAAAUAUAUGUUUAUUAUAUUACCUCAUACACAAA
Calliphora vicina (urban bluebottle blowfly) is the source of this 2138-nucleotide messenger RNA. Its product is annotated as armadillo repeat-containing protein 8-like. Gene Ontology annotation, molecular function: protein binding. Gene Ontology annotation, biological process: proteasome-mediated ubiquitin-dependent protein catabolic process. Gene Ontology annotation, cellular component: GID complex. Lineage: Eukaryota; Metazoa; Arthropoda; Insecta; Diptera; Calliphoridae. Bases 121 to 2097 code for a protein of 658 amino acids. The transcript is spliced from 9 exons. The record is from RefSeq and is a predicted model, not a curated record.